AUGUGGAUGGAGAACUCAGGUGGACCAGUAAACAGUCAAUUAUGCAAUCGUCUAACAAAUCGGAACAUUUCCAGUGGUUUUCAGCCACGCUGGAUGGGGUGGGAGAACGGAGAUCAGUUAUGCAAGGGUUUAGAUAACGGUGAGAUGAUGGAUGUCGUCGAAACCUGUUAUGUGUAUACAUGCGAGUUUCAACGAAGCAACAGCGUCAGCUUGGGAGCAAAUGCGUAUCCUUUUGACGCGCCAACCGGUGAUACGGACAUUCCCAAGAAGCGAGCAGUCAUCCUGGAUGAGAAUGGUGUGUGGCGCCCGGGCGAACAGGACGACAGUGAAUCUACCGAGGGAAAACAUUAUUUGCAGUGUUCUGUGGCCGAUCGUAUAGCUGGUGAACGGGUAUCCUAUCGACUCGUACAGCAGCGCAGUCUAGAUUUUGGGCUCUACAACCAAUUGAAUAAAUGCUCUUUGGACAAGCCGAUCGAUGAAGACGAAUCUUUGCCAUCCGGGGACAGUGAGGAACAGAGCCCGGUGAAAUCCACUUCCUAUCCAUCAAACCAACCCACAUCACCAACCCGAUGCAAUCCGACGGAAUCGGAUGUCUCAGGUCGGUUAAUUGCCUCACACAGCCCCAGUGAGGAUGCGGUAUUGCAACUGAUUCACUCGAAGGAGGUCGAGAAACAGUUCAGUUUACGGGAUGUUUUGGCCCAUCGAGUGCCUGAGUUGAACGAGGAUGAUGAUGACUGUCCGACGGAACAGAACAUCAACACCGAUGAGGGUGUUUCAAAAUCCACGACCCAAACAGAAACCUCCUUAUCUUGA
This is a messenger RNA of Echinostoma caproni, 813 nucleotides long. Lineage: Eukaryota; Metazoa; Platyhelminthes; Trematoda; Plagiorchiida; Echinostomatidae. The record is from the annotation of a GenBank genome assembly.